Messenger RNA from Telopea speciosissima, 1925 nucleotides. RefSeq lists its product as uncharacterized. NCBI's taxonomy places the organism in Eukaryota, Viridiplantae, Streptophyta, Magnoliopsida, Proteales, Proteaceae. Gene Ontology annotation, biological process: glucosylceramide biosynthetic process. The coding region runs from base 163 to 1722 and encodes 519 amino acids. Gene Ontology annotation, molecular function: ceramide glucosyltransferase activity. Gene Ontology annotation, cellular component: membrane. The transcript has 14 exons. The record is from RefSeq and is a predicted model, not a curated record.
ACUUCGUCUUCGUACUUUCUGGUGUUCCUUUUUCCUCAAUCCUUUUCCAUUAAUGGCGAUUUGACGAUAUAAAACGGAAAAGGAAAAAGGAAAAAGGUCAUCUAACUGAUUUAUAGGCCGUUUUCCGGCAAGAAAUCUGCCCUGACAUAGUGGAGCAUUACAAUGGCGGCAUUUGGAGUUCUUGAUUCGUUUCUCUUGUCUGCUAGUAGAGCUUGUUGUACUCCUCUUGCCGUGUUCGUCCAGAUCCAGGGGUGUUUAAUCUGCUUGACUCUUGCUAUUGGAUGGGCUUUUGCUUCCUAUGUCAGGAACAGAGAGAUCAGACGUAUUGAAGAUAGCAUAAAGCGUGGCAAUAACUUUGCAUUUCUCUGCCAAGAUAUCAAUGAACUCAAGCACUCUAAUCAGAUCAACUUGCCAAGAGUGUCAGUUGUGAUGCCUUUGAAGGGUUUUGGAGAACAUAAUCUACAGAACUGGAGAAGUCAGAUUACAUCCCUUUAUGGUGGUCCUCUGGAAUUCCUUUUUGUGGUUGAAAGUACAGAAGAUCCUGCUUAUCAUGCUGUAUCUCUGUUGAUCUCUGAGUUUAAGGACAGUGUUGAUGUAAAGAUUGUUGUGGCUGGUUUGUCAACAACAUGCAGCCAGAAAAUUCAUAAUCAGUUAGUUGGGGUGGAGAGGAUGCAUAAAGACAGCAAGUAUGUGUUAUUUCUUGACGAUGACGUUAGGUUGCAUCCUGGGUCCAUAGGAGCCCUUACUGCAGAGAUGGUGAAAAAUCCUGAGAUAUUUAUUCAAACUGGAUACCCGCUUGAUUUGCCUUCUGGAAGUUUAGGGAGCUACUGCAUAUAUGAAUAUCAUAUGCCUUGCUCAAUGGGGUUUGCCACUGGUGGAAGAACAUUCUUUUUGUGGGGAGGUUGCAUGAUGAUGCAUGCAGAUGAUUUUAGACUUGACCUACAUGGUGUGGUUAGUGGACUGCGAGAUGGUGGCUACUCUGAUGAUAUGACCCUUGCAGCAAUAGCUGGUGCACAUAAGCGGCUUAUUACAUCGCCACCAGUUGCUGUAUUUCCUCAUCCCCUUGCAAGUGAUCUUAGUUUCUCAAGGUACUGGAAUUACCUGAGGAAGCAAACGUUUGUUCUAGAAUCAUACACAACAAAAGUUAACUGGAUAAUGAACCGUGCACUAUUUUCUUCUCAUUGCUAUCUAUCCUGGGGAUUUGUCGCACCAUACUUCAUGGCAAUGUUUCAUGUUGCAGCAGCCCUAACAGCAUACUUAAAGGAGUACCCACUCAAUGAAACAUCCUUUACUUACGGUGGUUUGACACUUGCAGGAUGCUUGGCCGUGUGCACUAUUUUAGAAUUGCUUUCAAUGUGGAACUUGACUAAGGUGGAAAUUCAACUCUGUAACAUGUUGUCUCCCGAGGGGCCUCCAGUCUCACUUGAUUCCUAUAACUGGGCCCUUGUAUUUCUUGCCUUGUUGGUUGACAAUUUCUUAUAUCCUGUUUCUGCAAUGCGAUCACAUUAUUCUCAGUCCAUCAACUGGUCUGGUGUCCGGUACCACUUGAAGAAUGGGAAGAUAAGCAAGAUCGAUAGAAGUAAGGAUCCUGGUUCAAUUUAUUCAGAUCUUGGGGGAAAGCACCUGUACGGGAAGAAGGGAGCUCCUCCUAGAAGCUCAUUCCUUGGUUCUUUCGAUAGAAGUUUGGCACAGUGGCGUCAACCCAAGAAAUUCGAUGUCUAGCAAUGCCCAUGAAUUUGAAUCUGUGGUGGCUCAGGUCAUUUUUUUUUAGGAUUUCUUUUUCCGAUGUUGUUUUAUUCUUAUUCAAGCUGAUUCAAUUCUUCAUCUUCAACCCUUUUUGGCUGGGUUGAUUUGCCAUUGAUUGUAACGUUUUUAUACAUAUAAUCAAAAUCUUAAUUUUGAGACGAUAAAGUUGUUUUCAGAAG